Molecule: messenger RNA, 1224 nt
Organism: Macrobrachium nipponense
Lineage: Eukaryota; Metazoa; Arthropoda; Malacostraca; Decapoda; Palaemonidae
Exons: 7
Coding region: 418-1149 (243 amino acids)
Source: RefSeq, a predicted model, not a curated record
CAUCUUCUUCGGAGACGGGUUUAUCCUCAUGGAUGCUGUUGCUCCCUUGUUCAUUAAGACCGAUAUUAAAGAGCCUGGGCAUUAAUUCUUAAAUUACUGAAGGAAGAGAGGUGAAAAAUAUGUUACUGGUUUAUUGACGAGUGGAAGUUACCCGGAAUACUUAACGGGAGAUGCAUCUAUUGUGGUAAUUCUGUAAUAUCGAACGUAAAUCCGUAACGACAAAAAGUGCUGCGUAUGGACUCAUGGUCUAGUGACCAAAAGUCCACUUACUGUCCAGUGUCAUUGUGUGUCUUCGUAGAAGGAGAAAAGGGAAAAUUCCUGCUCUGAAAUAUUCAUCUUGUUUGUCUUCACUCGCGAGUGCGUGAGUGCUGCUUUUUCGUACAGAAUUAAGUCUGGGGUACAAACUAGAGUUACAAAAUGAUCAUCGUGCCAAUCAUUAUCAUCGUCUUGAUCCUAUUCCUUCGUGCCUUCAACAACGAAAUGGAAAAACAGGCCCAACUCCGUCUCAACGCUACGCUCAGCAACACGAACGCGUCCUUUUUCAUGGCCGAAGGCUUCGACAACGCUUGGAUGGUCGUCCGAACCUUGGACAACAUCACCGCGGGGGAAAACCAAACCAAAGCCGAGCCCUACACUUUCGAACCCGACUGGAGGCUGAUUCUCGGGACUUACGAACACUCCAAGGACGAGAACUUCGAGGAGUUCCUCAUAGCGGCCGGGGUGCCUUACUUCGUCAGGAGCAUGAUCUUGUCCACGAAGCCACUGAUCACCAUCGAGAGAUUCUACGAAGAUGACGAAGACUAUUACGAGGAGAUAGAGGACGACUAUCCAGAUCCUGAUUAUGACGCCGUAGCCUCAGACGCCAACCGCGUUUAUCAGAUCGUCCUGACCAGCUCCACUUUCAUGAUGACGCAUGAGAGCAGAUUCCGCCUGGGUUAUUUCGCCGUCAGGACCGAUUACGAUGGUACUGAUUCGAAGAACUCGAUGAGGCUGAUGGCUCCCAACGUGAUGGUCCAGUUCAAGGAGAAAGGAGAUCUCAGCACGAACAUCAAGCGAGAAUUCAGCGAAGAAGGAAUAUUAGUGACAAUAGUUAACAUCAAGACUGGAAUGGUCGCCAGGAGACACUACACGAGAGUUCACGAGGAUUAAUACUAAGUUGUCAAAUAAUUGUCUUUCUGUUGCUGAGAAUUUUUUUUUUUAAAUAAAAUAAAUUAAAAUUUUUCA